This is a messenger RNA of Torulaspora delbrueckii, 1950 nucleotides long. RefSeq names its product actin-binding protein LAS17 (gene LAS17). The record is from RefSeq and is a predicted model, not a curated record. Gene Ontology annotation, molecular function: actin binding. NCBI's taxonomy places the organism in Eukaryota, Fungi, Ascomycota, Saccharomycetes, Saccharomycetales, Saccharomycetaceae. The coding region runs from base 1 to 1950 and encodes 649 amino acids. The transcript has a single exon.
AUGGGUCUACUGAACUCUGCGGAUAAGGACCAAAUUAAGAGGGCACUGCCUAAAUCUUCAAAUAAGAUCAUUGAUGUCGCUAUAGCGAGACUUUACAUUGCAUAUCCCAAUCCUAAUGAAUGGCAAUAUACGGGACUAUCUGGAGCAGUCGUUUUAGUUGACGAUCUAGUUGGCCAUACGUUUUUCUUAAAGUUGGUGGAUAUCAAAGGACAUAGAGGUGUUUUAUGGGAUCACGAAUUAUACGUUAACUUUGAAUACUACCAAGAUCGAACCUUUUUUCAUGCAUUCGAGAUCGAAGAUUGUUAUGCUGGUCUCUUAUUCGAAGAUUUGAAUGAAGCUUCACAUUUCUUAAAAAGGGUCCAUAAACGUGAGAAAUAUGCAUCAAAGAAGACUUUAUCUAAUAAGAACGCAAUUGCAUUGACCAAGAAAGUGAACGAAGAGAGGGCAAAUACUGUGGUGAAAGGUCCUCGAGGAGAAUCUUUAUAUGGUAAUCAGCGUGAGAGAUACAAUUAUGAUAAUGCUGAAUCAAUCCCAAUAGUAAAGCAUAAGGCACCACCACCUCCACCACCUGUAGCGCCUGCUCCAGAAUCGAGUGAUGAAGAAUCUGUCGAAGACACGGUUUCGGACUGGACUUCUUCGGCACCUGCAACGGCGCCAGCUACGCCAGCACCACAUAUAUCGGCACCAGAAACCCCAGUAGCCUCUUCAGCAUCAUCACAACCAAGGGCAAAACAUCCUAUACCUCCUCCUCCACCCGCCUCAUUGGUUCCUCCGGCUCCUGUUCAGGCAGCUCCAGCAGUACCAACUUCUCCGGCUCCACCAGCUCCGCCUGCUCCACUUGCUCCACCAGCACAAUCGGCACCAGCAGCGGCUCCACCGGGUGCUCAAACUCCACAAUCCCCGACAUUACCUCGUAGGAAUAAUAACCCAUUCCCAUUCCCCGUGCCACAGCCAACCGCAUCUCAACAAACCAAUCCAUUUCCAUUCCCAGUACCUCAGCAAUCGACACCUAUGUCACCGCCGCCUCAAAGCACACCAUUCCCAGUACCUGCACAAACACAACCGUCGUUGCCAGCUUUCAACAGGCCUGUUCCAGCACCACCUAAUAGAAAUAGUCGCCCUGUGCCAGCUCCUCCAAAUAGGAUGGGAAGGAACCCACCACCGGUGCCACCUUCGAGACAUGGUCAGGCUCCUCCACCUUCCCCACACAGACGUAUAACGCCACAGUUGACCACGCCAGGUGGAUUGCAAACUCAGACAACAGGUAGAGCACCAGCUCCACCUCCGCCUAGACGCGGUCCAGCUCCUCCCCCUCCUCCAAGAGCAGCAAGAACCCAGCAAUUCCCACAACAAUCACCUCGCCCUGCAGAAGUAACAUUUCCGCUUCAAGGUCAAUAUCAAUCACCUCCACCACCUCCAACACCACCAACUACGUUCAACAGUUUACCAGCGGCAACAAAUAAUGUAGCAUCACCACCACCACCGCCACCAAUGCCUGUGCAGAACACGGCAGCUGUCCCACCUCCACCACCUCCAAUGCCUGUGCAAAACACGGCAGCUGCACCACCUCCACCACCUCCACCUAUGCCAGCUCAAAAUUCAGCUGCACCACCACCGCCACCUCCCUUCAUGGCCCAACCACAAGCUACUCCAGCUGCGCCACAGAGUACUUUCGUUGAAGCUACUGGUGAUUCUGGUCGUGACGCUUUACUAGCAUCGAUUAGAGGUGCAGGUGGUAUAGGAGCUCUACGGAAAGUCGACAAAUCACAACUUGAUCGACCAUCAGUAUUAUUACAAGAAGCACAUGGCCAGCCAGCUCAACCAACGACAAAUUCAUCGGGCCCUCCACCACCUGGAGGUGGUUCGUUAGCAGACGCACUGGCUGCAGCAUUGAGUCAAAGGAAAGCCAAAGUUGGUUCAGAUGACUAUGAUAAUGGCGAUGAUUGGUAA